AUGCGUAGACAAAUUAUUUUCUUCUAUUACACGUCAAAUUGCUUUGGGCAUUGUGUGCACCAAUCAAAAUUAUCUCUGCCUUCUGGGAAACACCCAAUUAGAAGAUGGAUGAAAUGCUUUAAUUGCGCAAAAGUCUGUUUUGGCAAUUUUUCUUCUAAAAAUAAAUCAAAUAAUUGCAUAAUUUUAGGUAGGCAGGUUCAGUUUUAUGCAGUAGAUUAUGGGAGGAUGCAGGCGCCUGCAAAAAAGACACAAAUCACUAGGUGGGUAGAGAAAGCAGCCGGAAAGAUGGUAUUUAGUAAAAUGCAAUUACUUUUUAUUUUAUUUAUGGAAAGAAAGGAGAAAACAAGUUUAAUUCAAAUGCUGAACACGUCGAUUGGAAACAUAAGUGGGCUUUUCAAGCAGAAAAAGCAAGAGACAGAGAGCAAGGAUGUGGAGCUGGAGGAGAUAGCUGCCAGCCAGGAAAAAGAGGAGUCUGAAAGCUUUCUUCUGGAUGAGGAAGAAGAGUUUGAGAAGGACUUGAGCCGGCUCUCCAUAUCUAUGGAGGAGGGCAUGGAAAGCAAGAGAACAGGGUCCUUAGAGAAUAAAAUGGAGGCAGCCAGCACUACAAACACUUUUGUUGAUGAGAUAAACAAACUGAAAAAAAUUAUUGCACUGAAAGACGAGAUAUGGCUAAAGGAGCGAGAAAAAGACAAGGAAACAUCAGAGCUAAGAAUUUUGGAAAGCAUAAAAACGCAGGCAGAGCUGGACUAUGAGAAAAAAAGAAGAAAGAUACUACUGCAAACAAUAGACUCGUUAGAAAGAAGGCUAGAGGAGAGCGAAAUACAGUGUCUAGAGCUAAUGAAGUAUUGUAAUUUACUGAUAGAGCAGCAGGAAAGCGCAGGCGCAGAAAAGAAGAAAUAA
Molecule: messenger RNA, 900 nt
Organism: Nematocida ausubeli
Lineage: Eukaryota; Fungi; Microsporidia
Exons: 1
Coding region: 1-900 (299 amino acids)
Source: RefSeq, a predicted model, not a curated record